This is a messenger RNA of Eriocheir sinensis (Chinese mitten crab), 5623 nucleotides long. Its product is annotated as signal peptide, CUB and EGF-like domain-containing protein 1. The coding region runs from base 763 to 3885 and encodes 1040 amino acids. The transcript has 21 exons. Gene Ontology annotation, biological process: signal transduction. Gene Ontology annotation, cellular component: cell surface. The record is from RefSeq and is a predicted model, not a curated record. Gene Ontology annotation, molecular function: calcium ion binding. NCBI's taxonomy places the organism in Eukaryota, Metazoa, Arthropoda, Malacostraca, Decapoda, Varunidae.
GGAAACAACAGAGGUGGCGGCGGAGACCAGUGGCACAGCAGCACGCCUUGGGGUGGACGCGCGGUGCGAGGCGGUGCUGAGGCGAACACGGUGAACUGUACAGUCGCCCUUAAAAGUAUAUACCCACCAGCCUCCUUAAAAUGACGGAGAACUAGGGACAGUUAGCAAGGAUGGGCGCUGCUUCGUGUGAUUACCGCAUGUUUGGGGUAGUUUCCAUAUAUCCUUGAAGGUCCGGCGGGGUGGGAUUGACGUCAAGGUGAGUGCACGUCCCAAGGAAAUGCCUUGUCGUCCGACUGAGAGCCUUCAAGGCGCCUCCUCUCCCUCCAGGAGUGUUCCCGGCGCACUCUUUUUAUUGUGAUUGUGCUCUGUGACUGUGUGGGUGUUGUCCGCCCCGCCGCUAGCGCCCUAACACCCGUGCCCUGCGCCGCCCAGUGACUCGGUGGUGAUCGGUUCAGCCUUCCCCUCGUGGCGUGGCGGCCCCGCCCUGGCCAGCGUCAGACACACACGCCAGGUUCAGUGAACGCGCCGCGUCAGACGCGACACCCCGGACGUGAUCAUCGCGGCGCCUCGGGACGUGAUCGACGGCAGAUUAAAGAGCCCAUAAUGGUGGUCGCGGGAGGCCCCUGUGGCCGGGGAGGACAGACGCGCCCUGGGCAGUGCCGGUCUGGCCGCGCGCCCCGCCGGCCCCUCUGAGGAGGAGCAGCCCCAGACGGCUCGUCGCCCGGGCCCCGCCAUGCCCCGGCUGGCGGCGCUGUAGCCAGGAUGCCGCCGCGCCGGACACGUGCCCGCCUGCUGCCGCCGCUGCUGCUGCUGCUGCCGCUGCUGCUGCAGGUGGCGGGCGUGGGUCAGGGCCACGCCCCGCCGCCCACCAGCCUGCAGAGGUGGGAGGGGUCCCGCCCCCACGGCCCCGGCCUGCACGCCCCCAGCCGCCCCUCCGCCAAGACCCGGCGCUUCAGCUCCCGGGACCGCCGCAGACGGCCAGACCCGUGUCGCAGCGGCCGCCAGAGGUGUCACCGCCACGCCGUCUGCCGCACCUUCCGCCGCCACCACAGCUGCGCCUGCCGACAAGGGUGGGAGGGGACCGGCCGGAGCUGCAGAGACGUGGAUGAGUGCCGGGUUCACAAUGGCGGCUGCGUCCACGUCUGCACCAACACGCCGGGGAACUACACGUGCUCCUGCUACCCCGGCUUCCUGCCAGACCACCAGGACCCACACAACUGCCGGGACGUGGACGAGUGUGCCCUCAACAACGGCGGCUGCCAGCACGCCUGCCGCAACACCCUCGGCUCCUUCGCCUGCUCCUGUGCCGAGGGGUUCAUGCUGGCCUCGGACGGGCGGGCGUGUGUGGCGUCCUCGUCCUCAUGCGCCAAGCUAGCCUGUGGUCAUCACUGUGUUGACGUCCCUGCUGGCGAGACCGUCUGUGCCUGCCGCGAUGGUUACGUCCUGACCCGGGGACGGUCCUGCGAGCCCAGCUGUUUGGCGGGUAACGGGGGCUGUCAACACCACUGUCACGACUCCACCACCUCGCCGCCCACGUGUACCUGUCACGCCCACUACCUGCUGGCCGCCGACGCUCACUCCUGCACGCCCUCGUGCGCCAUCAGAAACGGAGGCUGUGACCGCCGCUGCCAAAACACAGACACGGGCGUCCUCUGCUCCUGUCCGCCCGGUUUCCUGCUGCACCACGACGGCCGCACGUGUCUGGACAUCGACGAGUGUGCUGAGGGCGGCGGCGGGGGCGGGGGCGGGGGCGGGGGAGGGGGUUGCCAGCACCUCUGCGUCAACAACUGGGGGAGCUUCGAGUGUGUGUGUCCCGCCGGCCAAAAGCUGCUGCCCGACGAGCGAUCCUGCCGCGACGUGGACGAGUGUGCCAUUAACGGGACCUGCGAGCACCUCUGUGUGAACUCCCCGGGGUCAUACGCUUGUUCCUGCCGCGAGGGGUACCAGCUCUUCGGCGGCGCCCACUGCGGAGACAUCAACGAGUGUGGCCAGAACAACGGCGGGUGUAGCCACGUCUGCGUCAACACGGAGGGCUCGUACCGCUGCCAGUGCCGCGAGGGUCACCGCCUGCACCCCAACGGACGGGACUGUCUCCGAAGCGACCACUGCACGCCGCUCAGAACCCCCCCGAAGGCUGAGGUGUCGUGUUAUCACCUGGAGGAGUUCGGCCACGAGGGGCGGUGCACGGUGAGGUGUCGCCCCGGGGCCUCCUUCACCUCGGGGCCCGGCGACUACUACGUGUUCACCUGCGGGCCCGACACUGACUACACCUGGCGAACCGAGGCUAAUGACACACACCUGGCUUGCUCGGAGCGUCAAGCAGGGCGCGGGUACAAGCGGGUGGUGCGUCUCAUGUUGACCGCGCGCCUUAAGGACCACGCCGCCCUCGACCACGUGCUGGGCGACCUCACGCGGCGACUCAGAGGCUGGACGCGGCCGUGCGGCGACAAGUGUCACCUCAGACUCACCUCGGGCAGGGUCACCAAGUCCAGGAGCCUCAGGAAGCGGCUCAAGGUGCCCCGCGACCAACAGCUGGUGCGCAUCAAGUUCGAGGUCUUGGCCUUCCCGCCAGGUGGGCGCCGCCAGUGUGGGCGGGUCUGCGCGCUGCGGGACGCGGGGCGCCUGCUGACCAAGGUGCUGCGGCCCCUCAGGAGGAGCGUGCAGCAGGACCGGGCGGGGACCAGGUCCUCGGGUCGCCGCCUCUACCGCCUGCUGGCCGCCACCUACAGGGCCGGGAAGAGACUCAAGACGGCCUGUCCUGAUGGCUUCGUCCACGUAACCGGCAAGUGUGUGGCGUGCAGCUCAGGCUCCCGCCACGACCUCCACGCGGACCGGUGCCAGCCGUGCCCCGCCGGGACCCACCAGCCGCUGGAGGCCGCCACCGAGUGCCUCGCUUGCCCCGCCCUGCCCGCCACGCCGCGCCCCCUGCAGAGGAAGGGCGCCAAGAGCCUCGCCGAGUGUGAUGACGCGUGUCCUGCCGGCUGGUGGAGCGCGGACGGCCACAGCCCCUGCCAGCGGUGCGCGGCGGGGACCUAUCAGCCGCAGCGGGGCCGCGUGCAGUGCUUCCCGUGCCCCGCCGGCCUUGCCUCCCCGCCCGGCGCCACGUCCCUCGAGCAGUGCCUGGCUGGCGGGUCGUCGUGCGGGCGGGGCCACUACUUCAACGUGAGCGCGGGGUCCUGCGAGGGCUGCCCCGCCGGCCACUACCAGAGCCAGCCCGCCGCCGCCUCCUGCCUGCAAUGCCCGGCGACCUCCACCACGGACUAUGCCGCCGCCACCUCCCUCGACCAGUGCAAGAGACACCGGUGCGGGGGUCACGUUGGUCAGCUCUCCGGAGUGUUCGAGACGCCCAACUUCCCCGGCCACUACCCAGACGGCGCGCGGUGUACCUGGGUUGUGAGGCCGAGCCGGGGGCGCCGCGUGCUGGUGGUGGUGCCCAGCGUGAGGCUCAGCCAUGACCAGUGCGGGGACUACCUCGUCAUGCGCAAGUCGAAGUCGCCGUACAGCACCGUGACCUUCGAGACCUGCUCCACGCUGGAUCGGCCCAUCGUCUUCGCCGCAAAGUCCCGCCGCCUGUGGGUCCACUUCCGCAGCGACGCCGCCCACUCCGACGCCGGCUUCAGGAUCUUCUUCGCCACCUACGACCGCGAGUACCACGGUCUGAUCAAGAACAUUAUCCGGGACGACAGACUCUACUCGAUCCACAGCCACGUACAGAUCCUGCAGGACGCCGAGCUUCUGCCGCGCCUGCUGGAGGUGGUCGCCGAGCCCAUCAAGUACUACGAAUACGCCAGCGAGAAGGAGAAGCUGUUCCCUUCCUCCUUCAUCAAGCUGCUCACCCCGAAGGUCCGGAGGUUCUUUUCACGAAGGCGGCGGCGGCGGCGAUGAGCAGGGAAGGCGCCAGGGGUGCAUGGCUGACCUUUCCGGUGCCCACACUGGCCAUGUCCCAAGGCCACAGGGGACACUGGUCGGGGCCUCGUGAGUGUUUGCCCGUUCAUGGCGCAGAAGCCUCGCCAGACUCUCACUAGGCUCAUAAAACUUUGCCUGGAAAUGCAAACACAACCUCUACGAAUAGAAAAAACGAAAAGAAAGAGAAAGAAAGAGACAUAAAGGAAAGAAACAAUUUAAAGAAUACCAUUAACUAAGUGUACGUUAGGCAAUAUAUAUAUAUAUAUAUAUAUAUAUAUAUAUAUAUAUAUAUAUAUAUAUAUAUAUAUAUAUAUAUAUAUAUAUAUAUUAUCACUAGAAUAAGAAUAAGCCAGUAACUGUGAUAACCCGGAAUCAACACUAUUAUAUGUACUUUGUUUUGGCAUCCUUAAAUAAAUUCGUGUAACCCUUGUCGGUGCAUCUGUGCUGAGAUAUAAACUCUAAUAUUCCUUUCCAGCCUCUGAGGCACCAGGCUGGAUCUCUUCAGGCCCCCUUCACAUUUUUGUUCACAUUUUUUUCCCAUGUAUUCACCCCGCAAGUUAUAUCCCCGUCCUCACAGGACCGUAAUUUCUGGGGGGCUAAGGGGGCUAUAUAGCCCCCCAAUGUUUUCUAUAUCAGCCUCAGAGUGCCCCUAAAAGUGCUUAUUUAAAGAAAAAAUUACCCCAUCCCGCCUGAUCGCCACCCGACCCACGACUCAUGAUGGUGUCCUCCCGCCCCUCCCCCUCCCCCCAGAUGUCAAAAUCACGGGCCAGUAGGCCAAGCAAUAUAAAGCAGGCUAAAUAACUUGCACUGCAUCAUCUCCUAUUCUCAUUAUGAAACUAAAACAAUGAUUUGAGAGCCCGAUUUUCUUUAUACUCACCCUAAGCGCCCCCACACACACACACAGUUAUCAGAGGCCCUCCGCAUUGAGCGUAGUACGUAAGCGUAUAGGAAGUAACGAGAGAGAGAGAGAGAGAGAGGAGAAUGUUUUAAGUAUACGACAAUUUUUUUUAUAAAGUAAGACACUGAAAGGAACAAUAAGAAUAGAGGAUAAACGUCUAAGGAGAAAGGAAAUAACACGAAAAGGCGGAGUCGGAGAGAUAAAGAAAACAUGGAAAGGAAAAAACGAUGAAAAAUAGAAGAUGAAAUUAAAGAUGAGAAGGAAACAAAACUGAAUGAGAAAAAGUGAGAAAAGGCAAAGAUAGAGAAAGGUAAAGAAAAGGUAAAGGGAGAAAGAGAAAGCAAAUUAAGGAAGGGAGGGACAUGCCAAAGAAGAUAACAAACAAGAAUAAGAAAAAAAAGCAAGCAAAAAAAAAGGACAAACAUUAAGUAAACAAAGUAAACAAAAACAAGAAAAACAACGAAAAGAGAAGAUGAGAAACACGACAAACAAAAACGAGAAAAGAAGAAAACAAAAAUAUACAGAAAAGGAAGAAGAAAUGGAAUUGAAGGAGGCAAUAAUGAACAAGAAAACAAGAAAAAAAAAGAUGAAAUGGAGCUGAAGGGGGUAAUAAUAAACAAGAAAACAAGAAAAAAAAGAUGAAAUGGAACUGAAGGGGGUAAUUAUAAACAAGAAAACAAGAAAAAAAAGAUGAAAUGGAGCUGAAGGAGGUAAUAAAUAAACAAGAAAACAAGAAAAAAAAGAUGAAAUGGAACUGAAGGGGGUAAUAAUAAACAAGAAAACAAGAAAAAAAAGAUGAAAUGGAGCUGAAGGGGCAAU